Messenger RNA from Colletotrichum karsti, 867 nucleotides. RefSeq lists its product as uncharacterized. Lineage: Eukaryota; Fungi; Ascomycota; Sordariomycetes; Glomerellales; Glomerellaceae. The transcript has a single exon. Bases 1 to 867 code for a protein of 288 amino acids. The record is from RefSeq and is a predicted model, not a curated record.
AUGGGCUUCCCUCCUUCCACAUACACCUCCGUCAGACCCCAGGCCGGCGUCAUGUCUUACAUGCCUUGGUACAACAUCUUCCAGCAACACACACCCGCACCCGCCAUCCCCGAAAUCGUCCUCACGACUCCGGAAGGCGAGAAUAUCCACGGCGACGACAUCCCCCGCGGCCGUGGCAUCUGCGGCUACUCCCGCGACUACCACCACCAGCAGAUCCAGUUCUUCCACAACUGCGAGUUCGAUCUGCUGCCCCUGAAGCCGGGACAACAACGAUCCAUGGUCCGCAACGCCAUCGCGCAGCGCGAGCACGACGACCUCGAACUCCAAUACGAACGAGACAUGGCGUGGCUCGAGGUCAACGAGGUGUAUCGUCUGUGUUCCAAGGACGAUGCAGAGCAACACGACAAGUCUGCGGGCCAAGCCGGCUCCGCUCCCGCCGAUUCCCAGAUCAGCACGCGCAGCAAGCGCUCCUACAACCUCAGUUCCAGCUGGAGCGACGUCCCGUCCGACAACAAACGCCGCAAGACCACCGCCGAGAAGGCAGGGGAACUCGAAGAGAAGCGGGAGCGGGAGCGGCAGCGCGCAGACCUCAACCAGAAGGCGCAGACGGCCCGGCGCGCGGCGGCCGAGCUCAAGGCGGAGAUGAACCGGUUCGGCGUCGGCCGUUGCGAGAUGGACGAGCUGCGGAAGCAGGAUGAGAAGGUGCAGAAGGAGUUGAAGAUGUACGGGGAGAAGAUCCUGUCUCUGUAUGAUGAGGAUAUGUCGGAUGAUAGUGAUGAGGAGCAGGAGGAUGAUGAUUGGGAGGGUUCGAUAGUGUUUGAGAUGGAUGAGGAUGUGGAGUCUGAUUGGGACUGGGAGAUACUUUGA